AUGCUUCAUAUUAGUCUACAAGACCUCUUCAAAUUUGUGAAGGAAGUCGACGAUCAACACUGCUGGUUGACAGCUUUCAGAUAUGACAUAGCAGUCAGGCAAAUUGUUGUUGGACAUCACGUAAACGGCUGUCCACAAGAUCCAUCGCUCAAACGACCAGAACAAGUCGAGAUAGCGAAGAAUCAGACUGAAACCCUAAGAGACGGGUUCGACAUGCGUCACAGAAACCCAUAUGCAAGAGGUCAGAAAUGGGAACACAAGAAUCCCAUCACGGGCAAAUGGUACACAGAAGGCCAAAGUCACGAUAACUUGGGAAAUGAAGAAGACACAGUUGAAGAGGAUUACAUCCCAAAAGGAAAGAUAAGAGCGAACAACUUUUGGAAAAGUAGAGAGAACGCUCUUGACGACAAUAACACCAGUUUUAGAGGUAGAGGUAAUAGAUGUAGAUCUUUCAGGGGAAGAAGGUUGAGAUCUCCAUAUCAAAAGGAUGAUAGGGAAGUCACCUAUGAAGAAAGAGCCUUCAAUGAUAAAGGAAAGAGCCCUGCCCAGUCAACCUCGAAAAGCAAGGACAAAGAUGUGUGA
Molecule: messenger RNA, 582 nt
Organism: Melampsora larici-populina 98AG31
Lineage: Eukaryota; Fungi; Basidiomycota; Pucciniomycetes; Pucciniales; Melampsoraceae
Exons: 2
Coding region: 1-582 (193 amino acids)
Source: RefSeq, a predicted model, not a curated record